GCUGACGUUGAGCAGCGGCUGGGUAGCUUUAGUCUAUCAGUCCGCGGCUGGGAUCCUACAGUAACCGCUUCGUCGCCCCAUCUUUCUUGAGCUAAAUGACGCGGACGUGGCUCCAAAAAGCCACAGGAGUCAGCCAUUGUUGACUGUUCUGUAUUAAUCAAGAAGAAAAACCGUGUAGGAUGUGGGCACCUGGUACUGCUUCGGGAACCGAGACACAGGUGGAUUUCCCCCCAAGAAUAGCGAUGGUGAUGCGGCACGGCAGCGCCUAAAGACCGCCUCCGUCGGCGGAGCACCAUCAUUGGUAGACAAGUGUUAGCAUUAGCAGGCUAGUAUUAGCAGCCUAGCAGUAGCAGCUAACGGAACCAGCCCAUCAGUCCAUGGUGGCUCUUUUAGACGUCACCUUUGCUUUCUCCUCUCGCGACGAAGAUGUCCUACAGCUAAACUUCCUUGUGGAUAUACAAUUUCCUCCUCACGCCAUGUUCCCCAUCGAGUAUCAACGCGGACGGUCAUGACUCCUCCCAUGUUCACCAGCCGCUCCUCCACUGAGGGUCCUCUGCCUCUUUUGCGUUUCUGUCUCCUCGUCACAAGCAUGAGAUAAUAAAGCCCUCCAGCUCUUGCACGUCGCCACAAACGACGCCCGCGGUCCUUGCGAAGACGCCGCCCCCCCACACCUAUCCAUCCCCGCACCCGCUAUCCCCCGUCAUUGCCGCCUCGCUGACCCGCCCCUAGCAGCCUCACCAUGACCACGCCGGCGCUCCUGCCGCUGUCGGGCCGCAGGAUACCCACGCUGUCGCCGGGCGCCUCCUCCUUCCCGCACCACCGAGCCACCUUGAGGCUCUCAGAGAAGUUCAUCCUCCUGCUCAUCCUCAGUGCCUUCAUUACGCUGUGCUUCGGCGCCUUCUUCUUCCUGCCCGACAACUCCAAACACAAGCGCUUCGACCUGGGCUUGGAGGACGUGCUCAUCCCUCACAUCGACUCGCCCAAGGAGGGCAAGCACGUCUCGGGGCAGGUGGUCAUACACGGGCAGGGAGGACACGAUGAGCACAGGCACAGGGAGGAUGAGGAGAGCCUCCGGAACAAGAUCCGUGCGGAUCACGAGCGAGCGCUGCAGGAGGCCAAGGAGAAGCUGCGGAAGUCACGCGAGGAGCUUCAGGCUGAGAUCCAGACGGAGAAGAGCAAGGUGGCGGAGGACCUGAAGAAGAAGGAGGCGGGGCCGAAGUCUCUGCCGCCUGUGCCCAUGCCCAAGGUGGUGGGUGUCGGCGACGGCGAGCCUCUGGAGCCCGAUGUCAAAGAGAAACGCGACAAGAUUCGAGAGAUGACGAAGCACGCGUGGGACAGCUACCGGCAGUACGGCUGGGGUCACAACGAGCUGAAGCCCCUCGCCAAGAAAGGACAUUCUACAAAUAUCUUUGGCAAUUCCCAGCUCGGAGCGACCAUUGUGGACGCCUUGGACACCCUGUACAUCAUGGGCCUGCACGAGGAGUUCAAGGACGGACAGGAGUGGAUCGAACAGAAUCUGGACUUCAGCGUGAAUGCCGAGGUGUCCGUGUUUGAGGUCAACAUCCGCUUUAUCGGAGGCCUUCUGGCAGCCUACUACCUGUCCGGGCAGGAGAUGUUUAAGCUGAAGGCGGUCCAGCUGGCUGAGAAGCUCCUCCCUGCCUUCAACACCCCCACAGGGAUCCCCUGGGCCAUGGUCAACCUGAAGAGCGGCGUUGGGCGGAAUUGGGGUUGGGCGUCCGCCGGCAGCAGCAUCCUGGCCGAGUUUGGAACGCUGCACAUGGAGUUUGUCCACCUGACCUACCUGACGGGAAACCCAGUCUACUACCAGAAGGUGAUGCACAUUCGAAAGCUGCUAGCCAAAAUGGACCGUCCCAAUGGGCUGUACCCUAACUACCUGAACCCCCGCACCGGCCGCUGGGGCCAACAUCACACGUCGGUCGGGGGUCUGGGGGACAGCUUUUACGAGUACCUGCUGAAGGCGUGGCUCAUGUCGGACAAAACGGACACGGAGGCCCGCAAGACGUAUGACGACGCCAUCGAGGCCAUCGAGCGCCACCUCGUACGCAAGUCCAACGGCGGCCUGACGUUUAUCGGCGAGUGGAAGAACGGCCACCUGGAGAGGAAGAUGGGUCACCUGGCGUGCUUCGCCGGCGGCAUGUUCGCAUUGGGCGCCGACGGCUCGCCCGACGACAAGGCGGGGCACUGGCUGCAGCUGGGUGCCGAGAUAGCCCACACCUGCCACGAAUCCUACGACAGGACAGUGGUGAAGCUGGGCCCCGAGGCCUUCAAGUUCGACAGCGGCCUGGAGGCGGUGGCUGUGCGUCAGAACGAGAAGUACUACAUCCUGCGGCCGGAGGUCAUCGAGACGUACUGGUACAUGUGGAGGUUCACCCACGACCCCAAGUACCGCCAGUGGGGCUGGGAAGCGGCACAGGCCAUAGAUAAGUACUGCAGGGUGAGCGGUGGCUUCUCAGGGGUGAAGGACGUCUACUCUUCCAACCCGACUUACGACGACGUGCAGCAGAGCUUCUUCCUGGCCGAGACACUCAAGUAUCUCUACCUGCUCUUCUCCAAUGAUGACCUGAUGUCCUUUGAAAGCUGGGUCUUCAACACGGAGGCCCACCCGCUUCCCGUCCUGCACCUGGGCAACAUCACCUUGCCGGGCAGCGAGCCGGCUCAGCGGUAAAAGGGCGGGGCCGGACCGACUCCCGUCCCUGCCCCUCCAUCAGCACUGGACGACAGAGCGGGCGAGAACUCCCUGGAACGCUUUCUGGACGUCCUGGAGAGACCUUUGCUCCGAAGGGACGGAACGUGUACUUUUCCUUCUCAUUUCCAGUGGGAUUUUGGACAUCGGAGCAAACUCUUUAAGGAAUGUCUUGUACGUGAGGACACCCCCCAGUCACAUGAGCUGCCACAAACCUGGGGGCAGGGCCAAAGCUGCAGCUAUCUCCUUUUUUUUUUCUUUUCGAGAGACGUGGCUCAUUCUAAGUGGACCAGUUCUUCAAACAAGCUACAUCAAC
Molecule: messenger RNA, 3020 nt
Organism: Dunckerocampus dactyliophorus (ringed pipefish)
Lineage: Eukaryota; Metazoa; Chordata; Actinopteri; Syngnathiformes; Syngnathidae
Gene: man1a2
Product: mannosidase, alpha, class 1A, member 2
Exons: 14
Coding region: 740-2686 (648 amino acids)
Biological process (GO): N-glycan processing; carbohydrate metabolic process
Cellular component (GO): Golgi membrane; extracellular exosome; endoplasmic reticulum
Molecular function (GO): mannosyl-oligosaccharide 1,2-alpha-mannosidase activity; calcium ion binding
Source: RefSeq, a predicted model, not a curated record